This is a messenger RNA of Iphiclides podalirius (scarce swallowtail), 474 nucleotides long. The record is from the annotation of a GenBank genome assembly. Lineage: Eukaryota; Metazoa; Arthropoda; Insecta; Lepidoptera; Papilionidae.
AUGUUUGAAUCGCCGAUAUCGUUGUCGCUGAUUCUUUCGGCGCAGUUGACACGUCAGUGUCGAGCCGUCGAGCCAGACUUCGGCCAGUUUUCGUCUCGCUCGAAUGCUCACGGGAUAAGUGUCCUCGCAUACGAGUGGCAUGAACACUUCAAAAGCAAAUCAGAGCUACAUCAGUGUUAUAUAAUGGGACACCAUUUGAGCACCUCGCGACCGCAACAUCAGCAGUCUGAACAACAACAGUUGCACGAUCGAAGACAAGAACAGCAGCAGCAGCAACAGAAACAGCAACAGCUGCAGCAGCAGCAACAACAGAAGCAGCAGCAGCAACAGCUUCAACUGCAGCAUAAACAACAACAGGAGCAGCAGCGGCUACAACAGAAGCAGCAGCAGCAGCAGAUGCAGAAACAGCAAAAACAACAACAGCCGCAGCAGCAACUGCAACAAAAGCAGCAGCAGAGACAAUUACAGCAGCAG